UUUUCGGUUGGAAAUUUUGUCGUGGCAGGGCGCGCCGCGAGUCAACCUGACGUACCCGACAUCCUGUGGAUCUACUCGGGGGGCUUCAUAUGCCUGGAGAUUCUGUUCGGGGGCCUCGUCUGGAUUCUGGUGGCCUACUCCCGCGUCCCUCUCCCUCUGCUGCAAGGAUGGGUGAUGUUCGUGUCCGUGACAGCAUUCGUCUUCUCCCUUUUCUUCCUGGGCGUGUUCCUCUCCGGCAAGACCAAGACUGAUGCCAACUGGAAGUUCCUGGAUUUGGUUUGCCACUCAGUAGUGUUUGUCUGUUACUUCGGAGCCUUUUUACUGGAAGCAGUAGCCAUCUUCCUGCACAGUCGUCGGGUUUGCAGUCCAGCCUUUGCUGGGACGCCGCUCAUGGAUGACAACCAGUAUCACAUCAACAUAGCCGCCACAAUUUUUGCCUUUGUGACCAAAGUUUUUUAUGGUUGCAGUGUGCGUCUGGCUUUACGGAGAUGGCGACUGCAUUACUCCGUACGUAACUUGCUAUCGAAGAUUAGUUGGAGGCGGAGGCCAGAAUCUCACUAGGCAGACCCGGGUUCGAUCCCUUGCCGCUUUUUAUGAUCCCCUGAGCACUGCCAGGAGUAAUUCCUGAGUGCAGAGCCAGUGUAACCCCAGAGCUUUGCCAGGUAUGUCCCAAAAACCAAAAAGAAAGGAAAAAAAGAAAGAAAGAAAGAAGCAUUGUCCAGGUGUUGGUUUCAUUUGUCUACUUAUAGUCUGAUUGAUUUAAAUGUCAUUCUGUCCAGAUAUAAGUACAUUUCAAAAAUAAGUUACUCAGUUUGAAAGAGAAUCUAAGUACAAGCCUAGUCUUAUUUCCUGGGUGGAGUUUAAAUUUUAUUAUAAUAUUAAUUAUAUUAUAUAGAUAGUGCCAUUAUUUUUACAUGUUCCCUUUUUCAAAGAAAAUUUCCCUUUAUAUCCACACAAUGAACAGAUAAUAUUCAUGGAAAAGGAUUCUCUCUUUUGUCUAGUUGCCCAGAAGCUUAAACUUGGAAAUUUAGUGAACCUUAAAGUUUAACUAAAUAUCCCAAAACAACAUUCCUAAUAGGUUUACCACUAAACCUUAUCUUUGAACAUGAAACAGGGAUUAAUAGUCAUUUUCUUUAGAGGCCUGGAAAUAUAAUAAAUAUGUUAGUUUUCACAGGCCUGUACAGCCUCUGUUGCAGUUAUUUCGUACUGAUGUUUCUACAUGAAAGUAGCUGUAGACAACACAUAAAUGAGUGUGUGGCUUUAUUCCAAUAAAACUUUAUAAAAGAAACAGACAGAAGGUUGGAAUUGGCCUGUAUGCUUCAAAUUAUAGUUUGCUGGCCUGUGGUAUAAACCCUUAGUUCUAUGUUCUGUAUUUUAUUAAACUUUUUUUCUGAGCUAAAGUUAAUUAGAUAAAUCUCAGUUGUAUCAUAAUGCAAUAAUCCUAAUGCCUUUUUGUUAAUUGUCAAAUACCUUAAACAGGCUUAUCAUUUCUCAAGUAAUAAGGAGCAUAUAGUUUCUCAAGCUAUUUCAAUCAUGAAACGUGGCUGUAAGGAAGUGUAAUUCAUGAUGGGAUCCCUUGUAGCCUGACCAAAUUCAGGUCUCCUACGAGUGAGCAAAACUCCCUCUUCACAUCCUUCACAUGGAGAUUCCCCAGAGGCCAUUUACCAGCGCUGUAUCUCUCCACUUACCUCAUACUUUGAAUUUAGUCAUGCUUUGAAAUACAGCUGUUUGCCCUGUGCAUGAAUAUAUGAAUAUUGUGUGUGGUUAUGUAAAGCUUUACCAAAUCUAAAGCUCUAAAAUAAGUUUUAACUUCUAAUUAUUCUAUUUUUUGAGUUAAAUUUGAAUAUAGUAGUAAUUCUAUCUUAAAGUUAUGAGUUCUCAGUUUGUUUUUUAUGGUAACCCAUCCACACGUGUUCUUUUUGCAUUGGUGACAGCACAAAGUCACUUUUAGAACAACAGCCAUCAAAAACAAAAUAACCUGCCUCUGGCUGACUAGCAUAUUUUAAAAAGAGACAGUGUUUUAACCCACCUGUAAGACCUUCAUUUUGGACAAGUGUCAGUAUGGCUUGAAAGAAGGGAAUAAACUUGGACUCCCCCUCACAGUUCUCACCACGUUGAAGUAAGGAAUUCCCAACUCCCACUCCACUGGCUACAUGUUGCUCCAGUUUGCUGCCUCUGGGAAAAGAGGGCUUUUGAAUGCUCUCUUCUUUAAUCCUUUUCUUUUUAGCUGAAACAUUCCCUAAAGCGUGUCAUGUUUACAUAGGACUGUUAGAUUUUAUGGAACAUAGAACAAUCAUGAAUCAGUAGUAUGGUCUGUGCUCAGUCAUCAACUGCUGUUGAUGUAAUAAUCUCCUAGAAAGAACUUUGUUAGAGUUUCAUUUUUAGAAUUUAAGGAGAAAACAUGUUUCAAUAUGUGGCUGAAGGAAAUAAGUUUUGUGACUUUAUACACAUGUCAUGUCUUUUCUAUAAAUAUCCCACUCUCUGGGUUUUUCUAGCUCAAGACCACACAUUUGAACUUGUAUUAAAAAUUGUAUAUUACAGAGUCAUAAAUGUGCCAUAAGGAUAUAUAGUUAAUCUGCUCUACCUGGAGUUAUAUAGUCUGCUAGAUUUAAUUGUGAGAUUCUAUUUUCGUUUCCAAGGUAUAACAGGUCUGUACCUGCUGCCAUUACGUUACAUGAUUUCAUGGAAACGCUUUGGUGGCACUUUUGUAAAUGAAUUGCUUCUAGAUAAUUAAGAACCUUAAGUCUAAAACUUAUCUAAUUGUGAGUAUGCUUAGAUUUGUAAAUUAAUUGCAUUUUAGAUUUGUAAGCUGAGUGACAAGCACUUGAACAAAAAUACUGGCAUAUAAGAAUUUAUAUAUCUCUGCUGUAAAGAUGGCAAUGUCUUGGGUGGUUUUAGAAUCUGGUAACUCCAUGAUGAAAAGAAUUUUAUUUUAUAAGUGUUGUAACUCUAAUAAAGUAUUCAUUUGAUAAUCUUUAAAAAAAGAAAAUAUGUCGUGGCAAAUCUCACAGACUCUGGAGUAGAGAAAGAAAUUGAAUUGAUUUGAUUUGAUUUUUUUUUUACAGUGCUAUGUCUUUCCUUGGGAGAGCACCCUGCUGAAAGGGUGUUAUAUGAAUAUAGUAGAUAAGCAAUUAUAGGCAUCCUGGACCCAGUUCCUAGGUAACAGGUUGCCUCAAAUACUUCUUUUUUUGCUUCAGACUCCUUCUGGAUGCACAGCCAAUCCUUUCCCCCUUUCAUUUCUGUCCACCGAUCUUACUGCUUAGAAACUCCACCCCCCCUACCCACAUAGCAUCCCAAUAGACUGUAAGUUGGUGAAUGAUCUGCUCUAUUUAUGUUUAAUGCAUUAUUCAUUAUGGCGUGGCAAGGAGAGAUUAAAAACUCUAAGCGUCAUAAGACAAAAUACCUGCUGAAUAACCUAAAGACUCGAUUUAUCUAAACCACUGGCCUGUCCAGCUGACGUAUUCAUUUGCCCUCUCUUCACCUCUCCUGAAACCAGCACUGAUCAAAGACAAGUUCUUGCAAUUCUUGACAAACCUUUAUCUUUCUUUACAUAAAAUUUCUUAAGCAUUUCCUCCUUUGGGACUGGAGAGAUAGCACAGUUGGUAGGGCACUUUGCUUGCACGUGGUGUCCCAGGUUGGGUUCCCAGAACCCCAUCGGGUCCCCUGAGCCCUGCUAGGAGUAAUUCCUGAGCACAGAGCCCGGAGUAACCCCUAAGCAUUGCUGUGUGUGGCCCCCAAAUAAAAACAAAUUUUGCUUAGGGUUUGAGAGAAGGGGUGUUAGGGUCCCUGGGAGCGUCAGAUGGGUACACUAGUGAUGGGUACGGAGUGGAAUAAUGUGAGUGAGAAACUAUUAUUAACAGUAUGGCAAACCACAGACUCUCAAUCAAUAAAAAAUUCUCUAGACUUCCUGCAUAAAGUUGAUAGAAUGUAUUUGCAUGUUUUAUUAAUGACAGUAAGUAUAACUAUAUCAAAGCGCAGCAACAAAUAAAUAGAAUAGAUUAAAUGGACAUUAAAUGGAGAUGUUAGAGGUAUAACAAUGGUGAAAACAUACUAUGACAGAAAAAUGGGUCUGCAGUAUAAAUGAAAGCAUUUCUAAACAAAUGAAUUUUAGUCAACAUGUCUAGAAGCAUAGAAGUGUUUUGUGACUUAGACUGCUCCACCUCCGUGAGUAUAACCGUUAUCUUCCCUCCCACAUAAACAGAAACACAGGCACUA
Molecule: messenger RNA, 4215 nt
Organism: Sorex araneus (European shrew)
Lineage: Eukaryota; Metazoa; Chordata; Mammalia; Eulipotyphla; Soricidae
Product: protein MAL2-like
Exons: 1
Biological process (GO): myelination
Cellular component (GO): membrane
Molecular function (GO): structural constituent of myelin sheath
Source: RefSeq, a predicted model, not a curated record